AUGCAGGUGUGGCGCAUGCGGCAGUGUGCAAGGGCCUCAGAUGACUCCGGGCGACUCGACAGCUCUGUGGUGAGGACGGAGGCAGGCGGGGAGGUGGGUCUCUCUGAUGGGAGUAGACUCCUCGGGGACGGGGGGGCGAGGGAGGGCAAGGGCCAGCUCCCGAGAGGCAUUUCCCAAGUGAUCUCCAGGAGGACGGGCUGGCACGCCUGGGCUCUGAGCCACACCUGGAAGGACCUGCAGGGCCAGGUGGACGCGGCCUUCAGCUGGGAGGACAAACUCUACCUGAUCCAGGGAUCCCAAGUGACCAUCUACCGCUCGGCCCAGGGCUACAGCCGCGUAGCAGGAUACCCCCGGGCUCUGCAGGAAGAGCUGGGAGUGGCUGCCGUGGAUGCUGCCUUCACUUGCCCUCACUCCAAGGAUCUGUAUCUCAUCCAAGGGAAUGCCAUUCGGGCACGCGGGACCUGCUGCAGUGAGGUCGGGGCCCCAGCCCUCUGCUCUGCCCACCCCACUCCCAUGCGGGACAGCUCUGUGCACGGGCUGGGACGGGUAUAUCACUCUUUCCACGGACCCAGUUUCCACCACUACGCCAGCGUGCAAGCGCUUCUGGCUGCCACGGCCCCCGCUGCUGCCCAGGACACGGCGGCUGCCUUCUUCAAAUGCCCUGCCACAAGAGGUGGGGAUGCCCCCCAGGACAGCAGGGGCGAAGGGCGGCCUGCCCACGCGGCCUGAUGUUUGCUUCUGCCUGCAGAUGUAGAUGAGUGAAUAAAGAUGGGUCUGUGAGCACCGAG
This is a messenger RNA of Sphaerodactylus townsendi, 788 nucleotides long. RefSeq names its product hemopexin (gene HPX). The transcript has 5 exons. NCBI's taxonomy places the organism in Eukaryota, Metazoa, Chordata, Lepidosauria, Squamata, Sphaerodactylidae. The record is from RefSeq and is a predicted model, not a curated record. The coding region runs from base 1 to 729 and encodes 242 amino acids.